CCGAACAAUUCACAAUGGAACUGGUUUUUUUUUAUUAUUUUUGCCAUACACACGUAGAUUAAAUUAUAGUAGAACUUUGUAUAUGUAAAAGUGGACGUAACGAUUGAAGUAAAAAGUGUGUGUAACGACGCGACGCUACUGGAAAACACUUGGAUACCGGAAUUGCGUCGAAACGGGAGCAUUACGAAAAUGAUGUAAAAGAAAACUCUCAAGUAGGCAGCCCCAAAGCACUUCAUAUGUGUUCGUGUGCGCGCGUGAGUGUGUGUGUGUGUGUUGUGUUGUGCUCUGUUGGUGUGUGGAAAUUAACGUAGUGUGAAGAAGUGGAAUAAGGCAAAGCAACAACCAACAACAAAAAUAAUAAUUAUAAAAGCGACAAGCGACAAUUGCAAUCCAAGGCAAACAACAAGCAACAGCAGCAACUCCUCGAAGGCCACACAGUCGCGAAGCCGGAGGAAAAACAGGAACGGAACCCCACUGCCAGCCUUGUCUUUCUGGCAGCGGCGGCGACCAUUGCCUGUGAAGUGUAGACGACAACGACCAUGGAGGAGAAACGCAUUGCCGACUACUUUGUGGUGGCUGGAAUGCCAGAGCAGCCACAGCUGCUGCAGGAGAACAUAUUCAAUGAUUCGGGACGACUGAGGGCGGCCAGCACCAUUGAGCCCAUCACAGACAUUGGCGUCUUCUUUCCGCUGCUGGGCGAGGAGGUGCCCGAGGGCUAUGAGCUGCUCGAACAGACGCCCACAGGCCUGCCGGCGAACCUCAAUCAUGGCUCUGUUCGCACCACUGAAUGUUAUAUAUACUUUCGGCGUGGCAAGGAUCGCCCACCACUGGUUGACAUAGGUGUCCUCUACGAUGGCCACGAACGUAUCAUGUCGGAUGCCGAGAUUGUGGCCGAGACACCGGGCGGUCGUGUGGCCAAUGUGAACAACUCUUCGGCCAAGACCUUCCUCACGUAUCGUCGGGCACGCGGCGAAAUGCCCUGCAAUGAGCUGGUGGUAACCGAACUCUGCGUCAUCGUCCAGAGCAAGGGAGAGCGGGCGCCGCACGCCUUCUGCCUGAUCUAUAAGACCCUGAACAAGGGCUACGUGGGCAGCGACGUUUAUCUGUGCUACAAGAAGUCCAUGUACCGACCGAAGCACAUCAGCUACAAGCCGGAAAUUCUGCUGCGCUAUCCCACAGUCGAUCACAACGAUUUCCCCCUCAACUUGUGCCCCAGCGUGCCGCUCUUCUGCCUGCCCAUGGGCGCCUCCCUCGAGGCCUGGCCCCAUGUCAAUGGCUCCGAGAAGCGCAAGCCCAUCAGUCCGGUCUUCAGCACAUUCGUGUUGACCGUCAGCGAUGGCACCUACAAGGUCUACGGCUCGGCCCUUACCUUCUACGAGGAUUACGAUGAGUCCCAACUGUCCGCAGAGCAGCGGGAACAGCUCGGCUGGGAUGAGGAAUUUGGCGCACAGCAUUCGCUGCACAUGAUCAAGGCGAUCUGCGUGCUGUCGCAUCAUCCCUUUGGCGACACCUUUGACAAAUGGCUCAAGUAUCUGCAUCGUAUGGUUUUGUAUGGCGUCAAUAUACCCAUACCCGUGGAGCGUUACAUUACCCAACUGCUGGAUGAGGUGCCCUUUCCGGCACCGAGCAUACAUCUGCAGCUGUCUAGCGAGUCGAAUGAUCGAAUAUUGCUUACCCAGCCGGAGGAUUCGCCUUUGCCGCGCAGUGGCGCUGGCUUUCACAUGCUGCUCCAGAAUCUGGGCACCGACAAUUGUCUGCAUGUGCUGCUGUUGGCCCUCACCGAGCAGAAGAUACUCAUACAUUCGCUUCGACCGGCCACGCUGACGGCUGUGGCCGAGGCCAUUGUCUCGCUGCUCUUCCCCUUCAAGUGGCAGUGCCCCUACAUACCGCUGUGUCCCCUAGGGCUGGCCGAAGUGCUGCAUGCACCGCUGCCGUAUCUGAUUGGAGUCGACUCGCGCUUCUUCGACCUCUACGAGCCGCCCACGGAUGUCACCUGCAUUGAUCUGGAUACCAAUAAUAUCAGCUUGUGCGAAUCACAGCGUCAUUUGUCGCCGAAACUGCUGCCGAAACGUGCCGCUCGACUGCUCCGGCAGACGCUCACCGAACUGGAGAAUGCCAAGCCCAUCAGCAAUGACUCCACCAACAGCCUGGAUCGUGACAUACGCAAGCGGAAGCGGGAACUGGUGCUGGAGCAGCGCAUUCAGGAGGCAUUUCUGCUGUUCAUGGCAUCGAUAUUGCGCGGAUAUCGGGACUAUUUGGUGCCCAUAUCAAAGGCCCCAUCGGNUCGGCCGUGCCAGUCGCGUGGGGCUGCCAGUCGCAUGGGAUCGCAUCAGAAAUUCUUCGAGCUAAUGAUGAAAACGCAAAUGUUUAUACGCUUCAUUGAGGAGCGUUCGUUCGUGUCGGAUGGUGACCAUGGAUUGAGUUUCUUCGACGAGUGCGCCGAGAAGGUGGGCAACUACGAUGAGACGCCCGCGCAGCUGCACUUGGUGGACUGGGACACGGGCCAGAGCAGCGAGCGCACCAAGUACAUAUUCCCUCCAGACAGCGUGACCGCAGCAUCGGCAGCGGGAACAGCUUCGAUCAAUGGGGCGGGUGCGUACACCUACACCUACAAGAACUUUACGCUGCAGCCGGAGCUGCUGCAGACGAGCAGGAAGACGGCCAUGUCCAAGAUUCUGCAGCUGCAGCUGAACGCUUCGCUGUCGCCGGGCUCACCGAUUGCGCGCCGCACCAAGCACGAGGUGAAGCUGUCGCAGAAGAUGGCCAGCCGGUGUCAGCAGCAUCCGGAGGCGUGGUCCAAGUAUCUGCUGGCCACCUGCUACUCGCUGUACUUCCUCAUUCUGCCCUCGAUGGUGAUCGAUCCGCGGCAUGCCGGCAAGGAGCACGACAUCCUACGCGCCGCCUACGAUGUGCUGGUGCGGGCCAGCAAGCUGAAGAUCACCUGCGAUGAGUUCUGCUACCGCAUCAUGAUGCAGCUGUGUGGCAUCCACAAUCUUCCGGUGCUGGCCGUUCGCCUGCACUAUCUGAUGAAGCGGUCGGGCGUCCAGCCCAAUGCCCUCACCUAUGGCUUCUACAAUCGAUGCGUCCUGGAGUCCACGUGGCCCAGCGACAGCACCACCCUCAGCCAGAUACGCUGGAAUCGCAUCAAGAACGUGGUCCUGGGCGCCGCACAGUUUCGACGCGCGGGCAAGCGUCGUGCCGCCUCCAAGGUGUGCAAGUCUUUGAGCGCCUCGCACGACCACAACCUGAGCACCUUGGAGACGGUCGACGGGCAGUCGCGCACCAGUCUCGCCUCCUCCUCGGGCGACACUCACGGCGGCCUGCUCGACUUUGCCGCCUUCGAUCGCCUGAGAAAUAAACUGGGCAGCAUUGUGCGCCAGACGGUGGCAGGCGGAGCCAGCGAACCACUGCCCGCCGAGGAUGUCGUCAACAGUGCUGCCGGACUGCUCAUCACGUCCGGAGAGCCGAGUGCACCGCACACGCCUACCUAUGGCGGCGACACCGAGAUUCUGGCCAAGGCUCUGCAACAGCCGCAGCAGCCAGUGCGUAAGCAGAUUAUGCAGAUCGGUGGCGGUGACGACGAGGAAGAGGAGGAGGACGAAGAGUAUACAGCCGCCUCACCAAUCACCCCGCAAAAGCUAUCCGAAUCGGUGGUGGAUGAUCUCCAUUACACUGGCGGUGACUACGAGGCCGAUGAGGAGGAGGAGGAGGACGACGACGACGAUGAUGACGAGGAUGAUGAUGAGUGUAUUUCGGGUGCCCAGAAGGGGCAGCACCAGCGUGUGCAGAGUCCCACCAAAAUAUCUCCACGUACGCCAGUGACUCAGAAUGAUCCGCUGGGUGCCCUCAACGAGGAGGACUCCUCCACGAGCACACCCACACAGCAGAAGCAGGAAGGACUGGCGCAGGAGCAGGAGACACAAUCGCAAUCGCAAACGCAGCCUGAUGGCAACAUAUACAGCGACAAGCCCAUCCUGUUCAGGGGACAGCGCAGUGCCACCUUCGAUGAGUCCACGCAGAUCGGCAAGAGCAUGCAUCGAUCGGAGACGAUGCCGGUGGCAAGCAGUGGGGUGACCCACAGCCUGGCCAAUAUCGGGUCAUCGCUGAAGUUUACAUUCGGACGUUACUCACCCGCACGAUUGUCCCUUAAGAAAGACUUGAAAUUGCCCGCCAAUAUAAUAGAAAAUAUAUCGAGCAUAAGUCCCAGUCUGACGGGAAGGAAGUCCAACGAAUUGAUUCAGGGAUCGCUGAGUAGCAUCAAGUAUGCGGCCAAUUCGCUGACCAAGAAGUUUGACGAAAUCAAGGGCGCUAUAUCGGCCAAUUCGACGCCAACGAAAACGAACAAUGGCCACCAACAUGCCCUGCCCCACCAUCCGCACCACCACCACCAUCAUCAUCAUCCCCAUCAUAGUGCGCAUCAGCAGCAGAACGAGCAGGAGGAGCAUGACGCUGCCGGCAGUGCGGGCCUCGAAGAGGGUAAACUGAGGCGCGUCUCCAGCGACCUGGAUCCCUGGGGCAGGCUAAGUGAAUCGCGCAAAUCCAGCUACAACAAUCUGGUGCCCCUCGGCGAGAACAGCUCCAGCGGUGCCCUGCACAUGCACGCGUUUCCGGCCCUGCCCGACAAUCUGUACAGUCCCAUGACAGAGGGUUCCAUGGAGCGGGAUUGCGAUGUGCUCAUCCAAUUGACGACAUGCUCGCAAUGCCACAACUGCUCGGUGCUGGUCUACGAUGAGGAGAUCAUGAGCGGCUGGACGGCAGAGGAUUCCAAUUUGAAUACCACCUGCCAUGCCUGCAACAAGCUCACCGUACCCUUCCUCAGCGUUGAGAUAGUGCGCGUGGUGGAUGAGGAGUCCAGCGAAGAGCAGGCGAAUGGAAAUGGCAGCCUUAAGAGCAGCUUAACCGUGCCGUAUCUAAAUCCUUUGGUGCUGCGCAAGGAGCUGGAGAAUAUACUCACGCAGGAGGGUGAUAUGGCGCUGAUCAAGCCCGAGUUUGUGGACGAGCAUCCCAUUAUCUAUUGGAAUCUGCUCUGGCUAAUGGAGCGCAUCGAAAGCAAGACCCAUCUGCCCGAGCUGUGUCUGCCUGUGCCGACCGAUAAGGAGCAAUUGGAUCCGCUCAGCAAGGUGAAGACGGUGCACAUUCAGUGCUUGUGGGACAAUCUCAAUUUGCACAGCGAGACCAGUGGCCCGCCCAUGUAUAUACUGUACAGGGAGACGCAGCCAACGAGUCCACUGAUCAAGGCACUGCUCACCGAUCAGGCGCAGCUCAACAAGAAUGUCAUUCAGCAAAUCAUUUCGGCCAUACGAUGCAAUGAUCUGGCCACUCCCUUGAAGCGUCUGGCCAACGAGCGGCACAAGUUGAAGAGCAAUGGUGUGGAGCGUUCGCAUUCCUUCUAUCGGGAUAUACUAUUUCUGGCCCUCACGGUCAUCGGUCGCUCGAAUGUCGAUUUGGCAACAUUCCAUCGCGAGUACGCGUCCGUUUUCGAUAAGCUGACGGAGCGCGAAUGUAAUAUGUAUUACCGCAAUCAGGAUCUGCCGCCCUCGGCCUCAACGAUCUUCUGUCGGGCGUACUUCCGACCCUUGCUGCUGCCCUGACGCACUCGGGAUGGCGGCUGUACUGCCUCCGAUUCCGAUCACGAUCCCGAUCUAGAUUCCGAUCCCGAUUCCACUUCGGAUUUGAGUGAUGAGAAAACGGACGAAGAUCGAGACGGAGAUGCAGAUGCAGAGGAAGAGGACGGGGACGGUGAUGGUGAUGGAGAUACAGAUGAAGAGUCCUGAAAGAAUAAGACGACCAAAAAACAACAACUAAAAACAUAAACAAUUUGAAAGAAGAGUAACUUUUGACAACAAGAAAACGCUUAUCAUACAGACAGACAGACACACGACAUAAACACUAACACACACACACACAUAAACACACAUCUACUUUUUCUGAACAUAAUUUGUAAGUACUUAAAUUGACAUUUUCGUUGCACUUUUAACGAUGGUAUCAGCAGCAACAGCCACAGGCAGCAUUAGCCAAUAGCUUGUGGGUGCGUCUGUGUCUGUGUCUGCCUGUGUGGUCCAUCCCAAAAUCGACUGGUUUCUGUGACAAUACACACACACACACACACUACACACUCGUUUACAGUGCGUUUCGUGACCCAUAUUUGAAUACUUUUUUCUUUUAAUUUUCAAUUAUUGGAUACAAUAGUAGGAUCCAAUUCGUCUCCUAUCUGCUUGAGGAUUAAGCCCUCUUGACUCGCUGGAUAUAACUGCAGGAAUAAGUCAAUCGUUAGCUAAACAUAGUUAUCAUGGGUGGGGUUGUACCAAACCAUGGGAUCCUUACAACGGCAACUCCUUGGGUGGUUGUCUGCCCAUGUCUGAGAUCCAUACUUGAACUUCAUUUUUUUGUUUGGUGGCUGUAGGCACGAGUAUGAGUUAAAUGUUUUUAUGUGUUUUAAGUAAUUUUGAUGCCUGAAUUGCCUUACAUCUCUGAAACGCACUGUAUGUAGUACUGUAGUACUCUGUUCCAUAACAAACCACACAACAACUGAAGAACCUAACUUGGAUAAGUGUUUUCCUCACAUUUACAUGAUUCAAACUCUCGACCCUCGUCAUAUUUGCCUUAUUAUAUAUAAUAUAACGAUAACGAUAACAAUAACGAUAACGAUACAUCAGCUAGUGUGUGUGUUUCUGGAAUAUACAUACAUUAGAUUUGUCUAUUUGUACGCAUGUGUGUGAUCUUUUAUAUCAUUAGAAGCAUUGUGAGACAGCCCUCGCCCUCUCCACCCACACAGUCCACUGGCCUACAGCACUACCCAGUCCACAAUCUGGCUUGCAUACCCCCAUCCCCCGCCCCUCUCCAGUUAUUUUAAAAAUAACCCAUUCCCUCACAAUGCUCUCGAGUCGAGUCUUUUAGUUAGCUUAGCGAACUUUUUGGCUACGGUUUAAAUGGGUAGACGGGGUACAUUAUGUAUGUGGGAAUGGAUUGGUAUUGGUAUUCUACUAUAAUUU
This is a messenger RNA of Drosophila guanche, 6992 nucleotides long. RefSeq names its product DENN domain-containing protein Crag (gene Crag). Gene Ontology annotation, molecular function: protein binding. The record is from RefSeq and is a predicted model, not a curated record. Gene Ontology annotation, cellular component: cytoplasmic vesicle. The transcript is spliced from 13 exons. NCBI's taxonomy places the organism in Eukaryota, Metazoa, Arthropoda, Insecta, Diptera, Drosophilidae. Gene Ontology annotation, biological process: regulation of Rab protein signal transduction. Bases 540 to 5591 code for a protein of 1683 amino acids.